Octodon degus (degu) is the source of this 1314-nucleotide messenger RNA. It is a transcript of the gene Ccdc177, whose product is annotated as coiled-coil domain containing 177. The transcript is spliced from 2 exons. The coding region runs from base 1 to 1314 and encodes 437 amino acids. The record is from RefSeq and is a predicted model, not a curated record. Lineage: Eukaryota; Metazoa; Chordata; Mammalia; Rodentia; Octodontidae.
AUGGUAGAUCCAGUGCCUGAAGAGGAGAAGGGAGCCGAGGUCCCAGGCUCCGGAGAAGGUGCGGCGGCCACGGCAUCCGCGGCCCCCGACGUCCAGGGCGCGCAGCAGCCCACGGCUGCCUCGGCCUCCGCCUCCGCGGCCGCGCCCCACAAGGCCGAAGCCCCAUGCGCGGCGGAAGGCGGGCGGCGCGAGCAGUCCCCGCUGCUGCAUCUCGACCUCUUCAACUUCGACUGCCCGGAGGCCGAGGGCAGCCGCUACGUGCUGACCAGCCCGCGCUCGCUCGAGGCCUGUGCGCGCUGCGCCGUGAAGCCGGUGGAGCUGCUGCCGCGCGCGCUGGCCGAGCUGGUGCGCGAGGCGCCGGGCCGCUCCAUGCGGGUGGCCACCGGCCUGUUCGAGGCCUACGAGGCGCAGCGGCGCGCCAAGCUGCAGCAGUGUCGCGCCGAGCGCGAGCGCAUCGUGCGCGAGGAGAAGCGCCGCCUCUUCACGCCGCUGGGCCCCCUGCUGCGGCGGGAGCGAGCGGAGCGCGUGGCCCGCGAGGACCGGCAGCGCAAGCUGCAGCAGGAGCGGAACCUGAGGCAGCGGGAGGAGGGCCUACAGGAGGGGCGCGAGCGCGCCGAGCAGGAGCGCAGGGAGCGCGCCCAGCGCGCCGCCCGCGCCCGGCAGCGCCAGGAAGGCCAGCAGCAGCGCGAGAAGCGCGAGCUGAGCCGGGCCGAGCGGGCGCGCCACGAGGCGCUGCUGCGGGGCCGAGCGCAGCGGCAGCAGCAGGAGCGCGAGGGCCUGCGGAGCUCGCUGGAGGCCAGCCUGGGCCGCGCGCAGGAGAACUACGAGCAGCUGGUGGAGCAGCGCACCCGGGAGCUGCGGGAGCGGGCCCGGCGGGAGGAGCUGCAGGGUCGGCGGGCCAAGGAGGCCGUGGAGCGCAAAGAGCGGGAGCAUCGGGCACGCCUGGAGGCGCUGGCACGGGCCGGCGAACAACGGCUGCAGCACGCGGCGCAGGCGGCCGAAGAGGCGGUGCAGCAGAAGGCCCGGCGCGUGGGCCAGACCCGGCUGGAGAAGGAGCGGGCACAGCGCGCCAACAAGGAGAAGGUGGAGCGGGACGAAGACUGCCGGCGGCGGGAGCUGCUCCAGGCAAUCGGUCGCAAGCUGGAGCGCAGCGAGCAGUUGUCGCGGGAGCGGCGGAGCGCGCUGGAGAGCGCACGCUCCACAGCGCGUGCCUCCUUCCAUGUCCGGGAGAAGGUGCGGGAAGAGACCAACACACGCUCCUUCGACCGCAUGGUGCGCGAGGCCCAGCUCCACGCCAGCCUCGACCGAAAGUGA